AUGUAUGACCUAGAAGGAGAAACAUUGUAUUCAGUCAAAUGGUACAAGAACGGGCACGAGUUCUUCAGGUAUUUACCCAAAAGCAAACCAAAAAUACAAGUUUUCGAAAAACAAGGCAUUUAUAUUGACAUCGAUAAAUCAAAUUCUAAUGAAGUCGUGCUCAAGUCUUUAGAACUGUCAAGUAGUGGAACUUAUAGGUGUGAAGUGUCGGCGGAGGCUCCGUCGUUCAAAACCGUAUUCCAAGACAGAGAUAUGAUUACAGUGGCAGAAGGUCCACAGAUCGCCGGUCUUCACCACGAAUACAAUGUCGGGGACACUGUAAACGCCAACUGUACGUCGAGUAAGAUGCAAUUUCACGCCCAGCUCAUUUGGUACAUAAACAAAGAAAAGGCCAACUCUACGGUUGUACAAGGGCCGUACUACAAGGAGCACUUCACAGGUAGCGAACGACUUGUGACAACUGUACUUGGACUCAGUUUUAAUGUGACCGAUGGUCAUUAUAAGAGUGGUGAAAUAUAUCUGAAAUGUGCGACUAGACUUGCUUCAUUUUAUUUACACUCAGAUGAAAAAGUUGUUAAGUUCACCAAACGGCCUCCUACAGAAUCAAUAAUUUCUAACCAAGUUCAACAGGCUAAAAUACAAGAUAAAACUUCAAUCAGUGUACAAAACACACCAAACAUUAUUCAUCUGGCAUGUGUUUUGCUGUUCUGUCUGCGAAUCAACAGAAAUGUACAAGUUGCAUACUAA
Molecule: messenger RNA, 747 nt
Organism: Macrosiphum euphorbiae (potato aphid)
Lineage: Eukaryota; Metazoa; Arthropoda; Insecta; Hemiptera; Aphididae
Source: the annotation of a GenBank genome assembly